Bufo gargarizans (Asiatic toad) is the source of this 2104-nucleotide messenger RNA. It is a transcript of the gene CCNT1, whose product is annotated as cyclin T1. Gene Ontology annotation, cellular component: nucleus; cyclin/CDK positive transcription elongation factor complex. Gene Ontology annotation, molecular function: cyclin-dependent protein serine/threonine kinase activator activity. The transcript has 9 exons. Gene Ontology annotation, biological process: positive regulation of DNA-templated transcription, elongation; regulation of transcription by RNA polymerase II. The record is from RefSeq and is a predicted model, not a curated record. The coding region runs from base 52 to 1965 and encodes 637 amino acids. NCBI's taxonomy places the organism in Eukaryota, Metazoa, Chordata, Amphibia, Anura, Bufonidae.
UCGGCAUGACGUACUUCCUGUUUUCUCUCGCGCGGUCCCAUUUACUCCGUCAUGGCGCCGCCGAGCCGCUGGUAUUUCACCCGGGAACAGCUAGAGAACAGCCCCUCACGCCGCGCCGGCUUGGACCCAGAUAAGGAGCUUUCUUACCGGCAGCAGGCGGCUAACCUCCUGCAAGAUAUGGGCCAACGGCUUAACGUAUCUCAGCUGACUAUUAAUACAGCUAUUGUAUACAUGCAUCGUUUCUAUAUGGUCCAGUCGUUUACAAGAUUCCACCGCAACACUGUAGCGCCUGCUGCUUUGUUUUUAGCAGCCAAGGUGGAGGAACAGCCUCGUAAGUUGGAGCAUGUCAUCAAGGUUGCUCAUGCCUGUCUUAAUGCUCAGGAACCUCUACCAGACACUCAGAGUGAGGCAUACCUGCAACAAGCCCAAGACCUGGUCAUUCUAGAGAGCAUUAUACUGCAGACCCUGGGGUUUGAAAUUACUAUUGAUCACCCACACACUCAUGUAGUGAAGUGUACCCAGUUGGUAAGAGCAAGCAAGGACUUGGCUCAGACAUCCUACUUCAUGGCAACCAACAGUCUGCAUUUAACUACGUUCAGCCUUCAAUACACCCCUCCGGUAGUGGCAUGUGUCUGCAUCCAUUUGGCGUGCAAGUGGUCUAACUGGGAGAUCCCAGUGUCAACAGAUGGGAAACCAUGGUGGGAGUAUGUGGAUGUGACAGUGACACUGAAGCUUUUGGAUGAGCUGACACAUGAAUUUCUCCAGAUCUUAGAGAGAACGCCCAGCCGCUUGAAGCGUGUAAGAAACUGGAGGACCACUCCAACAGUCGGCAAAUCUAAAGACGAUGGUUUUGAUGAUGUGGAUAGCAGUGACCAUCUUUCCGACCAGGCCAUACUUCGAAUGUGCUCUCGCGGUGGUUUUAUAUCUUCCCCCUUGUCUGAUGCUUCUUCUCAUUCAUUCUCUGGAUCAAAAGUGGAUUCUGUGAUGUCUGGGAGUUCGUGGGGAACUCUGAUACCGAGCCAGAGGCAGCCACAAAGGACUACAGAACACAAUGCAUUCACAGAUCAGGCCCAGCUAGCUGUAAGCAAACCACCUACCACUGCAAAAGUGUCACUAAAGGAGUACCGUGCGAAGCAUGCCGAAGAAUUAGCUGCACAGAAACGACAGCUAGAACAUAUGGGAGCCAACCUAAAAGAGCAAUAUGCAAGUGCUGCCCAAAACCUACUCAUUCAGCAGCAGAGAGAUCGAGAGAAGGAGAGCCACACGUCGCCCAUCAUUUUAAAGAUUCCCUUGCAUGAAGUCAGUCAUGAACGGACAGACAAGUCUACCAGUCUGAAAAUGCAUCUUCCUGUACCUAACCGGGAUAAAUCGGAGGAGGGCAAAGUUUCUGUUAAAGUGCCAACGGAAGAGAGUGGUGGUAACAGCAGCAGAAGUAGGGAAAAACACAGGAGUAGUUCUUCAUCUUCUCAUCACCAUCAUCACCACCACAACAGCCAGUCUCACCGUCAACACCACUCGGACUCAUCCAGCAGCUCAAAUAGCAAGCGAUCUUCUUUCAGUAGCUCCUCUCACAAAACAUUACCUUCUCGAAAGAGACCUCCCUCAGAUGAUGUCAGCGGCCAUGAUCCCUCUUUUCAUAAACUAAGGAGGACUUCCAAAACUCCCACAUCUGACGCACCUGUGGCACAAGCAUCUCACAGAUCACGCAGUAGUCAUGGCAAAACAGAGAGGGAGUCCUCCUCUGGUGCCAAUGGGCACAGUGCAUCUAAAGUUAUUGAUUACCAAGACACAGUAAACAUGCUGCAUUCACUGCUGAGUGCACAGGGAGUGCAGCCCAUGCAGUCAGCUCAGUAUUUGCAUCAGUUUGGGGAUUAUCGCAGGCCCAGGCCGGGCAACACAGACAAAGCCAGAGCUCCUCCACUUCCUGCUGAGCCACCUCCACCUUUGCCGCCACUCCCCAAGUAACUGAAGUACGCAUCUUCAGACUUGCAUGAAAGGGUUUUAUAGCCACUAUUUUACCAGCAUAUUUUCUCUGUGUUCUUCCAUAUACUUUGUCAUGUAUCUCAUGUCUUAAGUUACAUUUUAAAAAUCGUAUUUCUUUGUG